Messenger RNA from Akanthomyces muscarius, 867 nucleotides. RefSeq lists its product as uncharacterized. The transcript is spliced from 3 exons. The record is from RefSeq and is a predicted model, not a curated record. Gene Ontology annotation, biological process: regulation of transcription by RNA polymerase II. Gene Ontology annotation, molecular function: DNA-binding transcription activator activity, RNA polymerase II-specific. Lineage: Eukaryota; Fungi; Ascomycota; Sordariomycetes; Hypocreales; Cordycipitaceae. Bases 1 to 867 code for a protein of 288 amino acids.
AUGGUAGACACCUGGGGUAUUCAGACUUUACAGGCCGCUUUUGAGCAUCCCUGUCUGAUGCAUGGCUUGCUGGCGGUCGCUGCAGUCCACGAUCGCCAUCUGGGGCUUGCGCCUACCAGCCGACGCACGUUGCGCGAACUGCAUCACUGGUCUCAGUGCACCAUUCUAUUUGCCAAGAUGCUGAGCGGUACCAUCAAGGAAGAGUUCAAGGACCCCUGCUGGGCCACGGCCGCCACUCUCGGCAUACUGACUUUUGCAUCCACAGACGUGGAUGCAACGACAAGCAAGCAGCCGUGGCCGCUGGGGCCCGAGGACUCGUCCGAUCUCGAGUGGCUGCGUCUGGGCGCCGGCAAGAUGAAGCUCUGGCAGCUGCUGAACCCGCUGCGCCCGCAGAGCGCCUUCAAGCCGAUGGCGCACGUCCUCGCGCGCAUCAGCGAGCCGCUCCCGGACCGGGGCGUCGACGGCGUGCCGCCCGACCUGGCCAGAUUUUGCGGCAUGGACGAGGCCUCGACGGCGGGCAAUAAUGCCUACCAUAAUAUCGCCCACGGACUCGCGCAGCUCCAAGACGUGCAAGGCCUGCAGGACGGGUACGGCUCGGCGCUGCGCGUGUCGGGACACAUGAGCGGCGCGUUUGAGGCGCUGCUCCGGGAGAAGGACCUCAUGGCGCUCAUACUGCUGUGCAUGUGGUACGAGACGGCGCGCAAGACGAAGUGGUGGAUUGAGAUGCGUGCAAAGUACGAGUAUGCGGCGAUUCGGAGCUACAUCCAGCUGCAUCAUAGUGAGCAUAUCGCUGUAAAAAGGUGCUUUGACGAAAUGGUGGAAACGUGCAUCUUCGAGGAAAAGAAAAUUUUGGAUACUCAUAGAUAG